AUGAGGUUUUACGGCUUUCUGCUGAUUGCGAUUAUCGCUCUAACACGCAACGAAGCGGUACCUCUGUCUGCUAGCUUCGGCCAAUGGACGGGCUUAACGGGAUCCUCUAGCUCAAUUUCGUCCCAUGGUAGGCAGAUUUUGAGAUUUAACGGCUAUGAAGACCCGGCGAACGAGGGUGACAACCACGCGAACGACAAUGACGAGAGGGGGAUUACAGUCGUCAAUAACGCCGGAGAGCAAUUCUUGAAACUGAACGGUGGUUUUUGGCGAAGAGUUACCAAGCCUCGAAAGUACGAUCACUGGGCGCAGCGGUGGGUAUUGGCAUAUGGACACCAGCUGAAGUAUGGUCCUUUCGCGAUCGACGAGGCCAAGAAACGAAAGCAUCACGAUUGA
This is a messenger RNA of Phytophthora nicotianae INRA-310, 393 nucleotides long. RefSeq lists its product as hypothetical. The transcript has a single exon. The record is from RefSeq and is a predicted model, not a curated record. NCBI's taxonomy places the organism in Eukaryota, Oomycota, Peronosporomycetes, Peronosporales, Peronosporaceae. The coding region runs from base 1 to 393 and encodes 130 amino acids.